Molecule: messenger RNA, 1505 nt
Organism: Elaeis guineensis (African oil palm)
Lineage: Eukaryota; Viridiplantae; Streptophyta; Magnoliopsida; Arecales; Arecaceae
Product: polygalacturonase At1g48100
Biological process (GO): carbohydrate metabolic process
Molecular function (GO): polygalacturonase activity
Source: RefSeq, a predicted model, not a curated record
AUGAGUGGCUUCAGUUUCAAAGGCCUAACGAUCCCCUUUCUCCUUGUGCUCCUAGUCAUGUGUUCCACCUUGGAUAUCUGUGAUGCUGGAAGAGGAUGGGAUUGGAGGGCAGGUGAUGAAGGGAAGUCUGGUGGAGGGUCGAGUCCCACAAACCCAAGCCAAUUAACAAAACCAAAACCAAGACCGAUUCCGAGUCCAACACCUAAACCAAAACCACAACCGAGCCCGAGCCCGAUUCCACCAGCCCCACAUGGAACGGCAUUUGACGUGCUAGAUUUUGGAGCUAAGGGCGAUGGCACAACUGAUGACACCAAGGCUUUCCAGGCUGCGUGGGCAGCUGCUUGUGAGGUGGAGGCAUCAAGGGUGGUUGUUCCUUCCAAAUAUGAGUUCCUUGUUGGCCCAGUCUCGUUCGAUGGGCCUACUUGUCAAGACAAUAUUGUGUUUCAGUUGGAUGGCACAAUCAUUGCUCCAACGGACCCCAAGCCAUGGGGCUCAGGCCUGUUACAGUGGCUCGAAUUCAGAAAGCUGAGAGGACUCACAAUCCAAGGGCAAGGCAUCAUUGAAGGCCAAGGCAACGCCUGGUGGAGUAACAAAUCUCUAUUUGAUGAUAACGCACAACCAAGUAACGAGCUUAGUGGAAAGAUGCCCCACACCACACCAACGGCUCUGAGGUUGUAUGGAAGCAACAAUGUAACAGUCACUGGCAUUACAAUUCGGAACAGUCCACAGUGCCACCUCAAGUUUGAUAGCUGUGACACAGUUGAGGUUUCUGAUAUCACCAUCUCUUCCCCAGGUGACAGCCCCAACACUGAUGGCAUCCAUCUCCAAGACUCUCUGAAUGUUUUCAUCCAUGACGUCGACCUGGGCUGUGGUGAUGACUGCAUCUCCAUCCAAACAGGAUGCUCUAGUAUCUACAUGCACAACAUAAAUUGUGGGCCAGGCCAUGGAAUUAGCAUUGGAGGGCUUGGUAAGGAUAACGCUGAAGCUACCGUCUCCAACAUCACAGUCCAAGGUGCCAAUAUGGACAACACAUUGACCGCUGUUAGAAUCAAAACCUGGCAGGGUGGUUCAGGCUAUGUUAAGAACAUAAGAUUUGCAAAUGUUAAGGUCUCCGAGGUACAGACACCUAUAAUCAUCGAUCAGUUCUACUGUGAUUCCGGCCGAUGCAAGAAUCAAUCAUCAGCAGUGGCAUUGUCAGAGAUCACAUAUGAGGGCAUCAGAGGGACUUACACAGUCCAACCAGUGCACUUGGCAUGCAGUGACAACAUACCAUGUUCGAACAUUCACUUAAAUGAUAUAGAACUUGAACUGCUAAACCAACAUGAGCAUGUUUAUGAACCCUUCUGCUGGCAAGCCUAUGGGGAGCUGCAAAGCCCCACCGAACCUCCGAUCAACUGCUUGCAUAGUGAAAAGUUAAAGAUCAACCAGAUACAUUCUGAUCAGGGUUCGAACUAAUCAGACCUCAUUCCUAGCUACAUAUGUGUAGGUGUGCGGUCGUUGUGAUU